Pyricularia pennisetigena is the source of this 1569-nucleotide messenger RNA. RefSeq lists its product as uncharacterized. NCBI's taxonomy places the organism in Eukaryota, Fungi, Ascomycota, Sordariomycetes, Magnaporthales, Pyriculariaceae. The record is from RefSeq and is a predicted model, not a curated record. Bases 1 to 1569 code for a protein of 522 amino acids. The transcript is spliced from 3 exons.
AUGGCAGAGCCAUCGAAGCCCGAUCAAGCGAAGGCGGCUGAGCCAGCCUCCAAAGACUUGCCGCCAGGACCCAGCUUUUCGGACCUUGUCAAGAACCAGACGAAAUCACCACUAUCACUCAGCGAGUUCAUGGACUACCUCAUCUACAUUGAACACAACGCAGAGAACCUGCAAUUCUUCCUGUGGUAUUCAGACUAUGUUCAAAGAUGGAGCAGGCUCUCCAGGAGACAAAAGUCCGCAUCACCCCCGUGGUCUACAGAAUGCGAGGAAAAUGCGGAGCGUUUUCGCUCUUGUCCUUUGGCUGCGCACAAGAGAGCAAACAGUGAAAAGAUGGCCAAUAUACUGGCCAUUCUCGACAGGAUAGCGGAAAAAGAAGAAGGUGGUCCCAUUUCUCACGAGAGUUUCUCGAAGACAGACUUCUUCGGGCAUGGCGAGAACAAAGAGUGUGUUACAUCAGCUCCGCUCUCUGACUGGCUUUUGCUGGCAGUCUGGGAUGUUAAUGAAUUCAAAGGCGCAAGACAACCGUUCAGGGAUGAGCUUGUUAGGAUUGCGAGAACCUAUAUUGACAAAGGCGCGCCACGGGAGCUAAAACUAUCCGAAGCGGAUCGGACUUCAAUACUUGAAGGCUUGCAAUACACAACACACCCCACUGUCCUCCUGCCGGCGCUCACCAUGUCUAGCAACAUUCUCAGGGAGUUUUCCCACCCGAGCUUCAUAAAAUGGAGUCUGUACAGAAACGCAAACAAGCCUCGGAUCAACUUCACGCUUUCUAUGGCUGCAGUCCUCAUUGUUUUGGGCCUGGGUGUGGACGUCAUACUCGUGGUUUCGGGUCUUCCAACGUCCCUUCGUGCCCUCGGGAUACUACUGCUGUGGCCUGGCAUCACCUGGCUUGCGGCAGCGGCAAAGGGCCUGUGCCUCGAACUGCAUUUCCAAAGGCUACGGCAGCAGCGUCCUUGGGAAGCGCAGCAACUCGAGCAAGAUGAUGAGCUGGAAAAAGGCGAUUCGCAAGCUUCACCUGUUGACAGGCACGACACCACGGGAAAAGCGACCUCGUCGCCAUUAAACCCUGGAUCCCGGAGUUACCAAAAUUCUUGGUACGGAUGGCCAGCCAAAAACGACCGUUUCAAGGCCGGCGACACUGGCUUAGACCGCCGGCCCAGCGUCACAGUGAGCAUCAGCGCCAGCGUGACGCACAGCGCGCGGGCGGACUACAACGUGGGCAGCCCGGCCUCCCUCGUUGGCUUCAGCACGGUCAUCACGGGUGGUCACGACAAGAGCGGAGGCAACGCGCGGACCGUCAGCGGCGUCGGUCCCCUGUGGGAACAGAGGAUGCAGCCCCUGGGCCCCAGAAACGACUACUCGCGCGAGGCGUGGUUCAGGGACGAGGGCCGCGGGCCUUCGCUGCUACGGAGGGUCUUUGCUACGACCGUGGCGACCCGCAACAGGGAUCUGCAUCUCAUGCAGGACCGUUUGGUCCUGCGAGCCGUCGUGCUGGGUGGCCUUGUCUCUGCUCUCAUCACGUGCGGCUUCUUGUUUCUGCCUGGUAGGAAUAUCCUCUCUCCGGGGUAG